This is a messenger RNA of Spirodela intermedia, 4280 nucleotides long. Lineage: Eukaryota; Viridiplantae; Streptophyta; Magnoliopsida; Alismatales; Araceae. The record is from the annotation of a GenBank genome assembly.
AUGGUCACCGCUGCCAUUCGAAACCCUCACCUCAGCCCUCUCAGGUUGAGGAAACCGGGGGCUUUCGUGCUCGUUGCUCUUGCUCGAGGCUUGUCCGCCUCUGUGCGCCCCCAGGCGAGUUCUGGGAACAGGAGGGGGUCUCCUCGCCGCAUCUUUCUGGGCAUCGGUGCCUCCCUUCUGGAGAGUUUCGGAAGGAUGGACUCCGGCGCCGGCAGCUCUAGCGGAGGUCGAUCAUUUACGGCCUCCGCACGGCCGCAGCAAGGUGCCUCGCCCGUGGAGCAGGUAGCAUUGGCGGAUGCUUGCGGAAUUAACCAGCCCAUGACGUGUUGUCCCUGAAUCUAAGAUGUCUCUCGUGCUUGGCUCUUCUGUGUUCUCCCGCUGCAGGUACUGAUGAAUGUCGAGUGGCCGGAGAAGUUCCCCUUCAAGGAAGAGGACUUCAGUCGAUACGAUGAGUAAUUGCUCUUCGACUACUCAUUAGCUUUAACUAGUCCUCUAUUUGCUUCCCUGUCUAGUGUUAUUCAUUUUAUUCUGUGCCAACCAAACCAAAAGAACCUUGUCGCAGCACCUCCAUAGCCUUACUGCAGUCUGUGGUUGACCCACAAUCUUCUUCACUUUGCCUUUCCCUAAGCGAUUAAUUAGCCCCUAUGAGAUUUUGAAUAAUUCAGAAAUGGUGAAACUAACGAUCUUGAAAUCAUGGAUUUCGAAAUCGGUGAAUUCUCUUAGUUUUUGUCAUCAGUAAUAUUGUUUAGUUAGGAGCAAAAAUACGAGUGCUUUGCCAUCGGAAGCUUGUCUUAUGGCAGAAUAAUUAUUUAGAAUCGCAUGCUGUGUCCAGACAUAGAAUUAGCUAUGAUGCGCAUGCACUUUUUCCUGGAUGGCUUACUAUGUGAACCGUUUCUCUCAAUAUAAAAACAUUACCAAAUGAGGAUGCAAAAUUUUAGAUGUAACACCAUGUUACUUCAUAUCAUCUUUAAGAGUAGUUUGUAAUUAAAUUGUGUCAUAGGCAGCGCUGAAGGGAAUUAGGGAAAUGGCAUGCCAUGUGUGUUUCGUAAACGCCAACACAGAUGGGGUGACCUAUGAUUUCUCGUACAACCAUUCAAUGAUAUUUCAGUGAGGUGAAAUUUAUCUGCUAGAUGAAUCCUAACUUGAGUCUAUUCUCAAGUGUUAGUGGAAAAGUGGAAAGAACUGGUAAUAGCAACGAACAUCCAUUGAUUCCUGCGAUGUUUCUGUUGUCCUUUUUUUAUUGACGACUAUUUAAUAUAUUCAAUUCCUAGUGUUAAAGAUACAUAGAACACCGACUUGUUAAAUAGUUAUAUUUUUGCCAUGAUUCUUCUGGUGGAAAUUUCAUGAUAAUUAUCCUUUUCUUGGCGGGCAUUCCUUUCAGGCUCAUUUUCCUUUAUUUCUUUUCUAUCACCUGUUUGAUUAGCCAUCAGUAUGUCCAUGGGUUAAUGCAUUCCGUUUGUCCUUGUCACUUGAUGUUGAUGCCAAUUUUUAUCUUCUUACGUGGAGAACCAUUACUUUUGGUCAUUGUUGAUAAUGUUUCAUAUCGGUCAUGUAUUGUAGCUUACAAGUGUUAUUGGGUCACUUGACAGAUCACCAGACACUUACUUUUACUCAGAACCUCGUUUUGUUACACAUAUUGAUGAUCCAGCGAUUAAUGCCCUGACAAAAUAUUACUCCAAGGUUUUUCCUCCAAAGGAUACUCCAGGAAUCUCUCUGCUGGAUUUAUGUAGUAGCUGGGUGAGCUUCUAUUGUUUUUCUUUAUAAUAAAGUGAUUUUUUGUGGUUUUAUUUUAUUUUAUGAUAUAUUUAUUGCUGUAUCUUUUGAUGUGUAGGUUAGCCACUAUCCACCUGGAUACAAGCAAGAUAGAAUCGUUGGCAUGGGUCUGAAUGACGAAGAGCUUAAGCGAAAUCCGGUACUAGUCACUAGGGAAUAAUUUUUCUUAAAUACUGACAUAAUACUUCCUGCCUUGGUUUUGUAAAUUAGAAGCAUUCAAUAUUUUCCCUUCAGAGAGUUUGCUAAAAAUUAUGCUGAAAUUUCUCCAGAAAAUUGUUUAUGUUUCAGCAAGGUUUUUAUUUUUUAUUUUAUUUUUACAUUGGUAUUCUUUACUUGAUAAUUAUAGCCGCGAAAAAUAACAGAGCUUUGGAAAGAAAAAUAUCGUUCUCAGAAUUCUAAUUAGUUCUCAGUGUUUCUUGGAGAUUAUCACAGACAAGAAAAACCAUUUAUUGGGAGUCGGUACAAAACAUUUCAAAUAAUGUUUUGGACCUCCAAUUAAAAAGGAUUUUGUAGAAGUAUUUUUUGCUUAUAUUUUUAUCCCUGAUGAUGUUUUUUCUUUAAUGUAUUUUUCAGGUUUUGACAGAGUAUCUCGCACAAGAUCUGAAUGUGAAUCCGAAACUUCCAUUUGAUGACAAUACAUUUGAUGUAAUAACCAACGUGGUAAGUUAUCUUGCUUCCUUUGUUUUUGUCAUGGUUUAUUACAGCAAAUGAGUUCUAUUUUGGAUAUUUCUGCCUUUUCUGACAUUCUUAAUAAUAUAUUUUUCUGUCCCGAAUUUAAGCAAACAGAAUUGUCUUUAUGAUUAUCCAUAGAAUCAUGUGUAGAAAUAUUUUCACCAAUUGUAAGGCCAUGAACCAAGACUGUUGAUUUUAUGUUUUGAAAAUCACGAGGUUCAUAUUCUAUUCAAUGUUUUAACAUUCUUUGAGAUUAUCCGAGAAAAAGGGUUUAAAGUCCCAUGCUAUGACUUAGUGGUUGUCAUAUAAUUUAUUGGUUGCAGAGUUUAAUGGCAUGAAUUUGAGGUCUUGGAGAAUGGUAGCUUCAGUUCAUCCUCAAUAGAUAUUCGGAUCCUUGGUGCUCUUGAGCUCAUGAAAAUAACAUAAUCACUGAAAUAUCCUUAUCAUAUCAGGAAUCUUGGAUUUAACAUUGGAUGUGGAGAACUCUGUUUAUCUCUUGUACACAAGCAAAAUGUUGUUGAAUUCGCGAGGCAGGCUUUAUUCCUUGCAACUAAUUUUGAUGAGAACUGGCUGUUGUUCUCUGGUCAACGUUUAAAGGAUUCCAGUAAACUGAUCCCUGUGCCGUCAGUUAAAUUUUUUGCGUUUCUUCAUCUCACUAAUACCUUCAACAACCUCUUUAGUCAAUAUCAUCGUUGAUUUAUAUCAUUUCAGGACAUUAUUUCGUUCAUGUUCCUUGUCGAGAAAAAUUGACACACUUUUAUCAGUUGCUUGGCGACUGAUCCUUUUCUGGAUCCUUUCUAUGUUCCAUAGUUUUUUCAACAUAAGAAAGGAUGAAUCUAUGGUGGUAUAUCUCCUCUUCCUACAACAUCUCCCCAUUUUUGGAUAAUAAUUUUUCUUUCUUUGUUUGAACUUUGGUACAAUGCUUGACAUUUCUAUAUCUGAAGUUGUAGCUGCUUGACCAGCUGAAAAUCCUUUGACUAGGAAACUAAGGUCAGAGUAACUGAAAGUCUUUUCCAAGAAAGCAGCCAUGAAGCAUUGCGAUAGAUUGGAUGCAUGGGCUAGAAUAUUUUCUUUAGCACAUGCUGACUCUGAGAACCAUAUUAUGCAUGUGAAAUGGCUAUAAUACUUGCAACACUGUUAUGAUGGUUGAACUGCAUGAAAAUUUAAUCCAAAUUUAAACAAUGCCAAAAAGCUUAGUAACUCCGCUGUAUCUUUUUCAUAGGUCAGUGUUGACUACUUGAAUAAGCCGCUUGAUGUGUUCAAGGAGAUGAAUCGGAUUCUCAAGCCAGGGGGGUUGGCGAUCAUGAGGUAAUAUUUUUAUUUCAUCUUCAUCCAUAUACAAUGUCGUUCAUAACUCGAUACUUAGUUAAUUAUCUUGGAGCAAUUGAAGGGCAGAUUGAACUUUCCAAGGCGAUGAUGAACAUCUAAACAGAAGAAUGGGUGCCAUUGAUCAUUAUUACUUGGUUUUAGCUCCGAGUAGUCUAAUCUCCUUGUCUUUGCCGACUAGUUUCUCAAAUCGCUGCUUUUGGACAAAAGCCAUCUCGAUUUGGACAUCAACUGGCGACGCUGAUCAUGCUUGGAUUGUCGGAUCCUAUUUCCACUACGCCGGAGGCUACGAGCCGCCAGUUGUACGCCAACAUCUACUCUCCAUUAUUUUCUUGGGUUUAAUUAUAAUUUUCCGACCACAGCCCAUCACUCGAAUCAUCUAAAUCAUUAACACAUUUGAUGAGCCGCGUGUGUUCUACGUGCUGUUUCAGUCGGUGGACAUUUCUCCCAACCCCGGGCGCUCAGACCCAAUGUACAUCGUGUACUCUAGAAAGAAAUCGGCAGCAUAA